Molecule: messenger RNA, 664 nt
Organism: Prorocentrum cordatum
Lineage: Eukaryota; Dinophyceae; Prorocentrales; Prorocentraceae
Source: the annotation of a GenBank genome assembly
UUUUCCGCGCGCGUGCAGCGCCCCACAGAGCGCCUGCGCCGAGACCCUCCGGCGGUUUUGAGAAAUCGGCCCUGCCCGUGCGACAUCCAAGCAGGGGCGGGGACGUCAGGCUGUACCACGCAAGGUCCCAAAACUACUUCACGAUGGUUCGACCCUGCUUUCGAUGGUUCGACCCUGCUUUCGUACAGUGCACGCCGGCCGCGCAGAGACAGAGCAUGCCGCGCGACUGGUGCAGAAAACUGUAACUGGUGUCGCCCCUCCGACGCCAUGUUCAGCACGGAUGCGCCUUCCAGCCGACACCACACACAUGGAAUGUGUCGUGUUACGCAAGCUGCGAAACACUCAAGGAACACGAAGCCCCUCCCCAACGAAAAGGGUUCCUGCUUCAGGACCCCUAUUGUACGGGGGUCCCGAAGCGUGUGGAUAUCAGGCCCCUCCGCAGGGCCCCGCCACGUCGUGGCAGCUGCGCAGGGCCGCCGCGCGGCCUGGCGACCAGGAGGAAGAAGAUGGCGCAGAGGCCAUCGGCAGAGGUCAGCAGGAAGAUAUCUUGAUCCUAAGGCCGCCCGUGCACGAGCGCUGCCGCGCAGCAUUGGUCACCUCGCGCCGCCUGUGAGCAGACCGAGGCGCGACAUCGCCUCCCGCCCCUUCUCGAGGAUGGCAUCCU